Messenger RNA from Corythoichthys intestinalis (scribbled pipefish), 1860 nucleotides. It is a transcript of the gene alg10, whose product is annotated as ALG10 alpha-1,2-mannosyltransferase. The coding region runs from base 171 to 1595 and encodes 474 amino acids. The record is from RefSeq and is a predicted model, not a curated record. Lineage: Eukaryota; Metazoa; Chordata; Actinopteri; Syngnathiformes; Syngnathidae. Gene Ontology annotation, cellular component: endoplasmic reticulum. Gene Ontology annotation, biological process: dolichol-linked oligosaccharide biosynthetic process; protein N-linked glycosylation. The transcript is spliced from 3 exons. Gene Ontology annotation, molecular function: dolichyl pyrophosphate Glc2Man9GlcNAc2 alpha-1,2-glucosyltransferase activity.
UUCAAUGAUAGUAGCGCUUCCGGUUUAUUUCUGCAUUCUGAACAAAAGCCCACCCAUGUAGUAUUAUAUACUGCUUUUCAAUCCGGUAGUAAUGCAAUUGAAACGACUGGUUAGGAAUUUAAAUUAGUUUCCGACAACAUUUUUUUAGACAACAUCGCGUGAAGAAAAUAAUGGAUAAAUUUGAAGGCUACAUCUUCACCGCGUUGUGCAGCACCAACUUUCUGGUGUCCUGCCUGAUCUUUUCUAAAGUCACCAGGGAGCAAAGAGAACCUUACAUGGACGAGAUUUUCCAUGUUCCUCAAGCUCAAAAAUACUGCCACGGGAAAUUCAACCAGUGGGACCCAAUGAUUACGACCCUCCCUGGUCUUUACUUGGUGUCCGUGGGUAUCAUCAAACCUGUGGUGCGCCUCGCCAACAUGACGGGCGACGUGGUGUGUUCCACAGCCAUGCUGCGUUUCAUCAACCUCCUCUUCAACUGUGGCAACCUCUACCUGCUCUACCGGCUUGUUUGUAGGUUGCACCCAAAGGACAAGACGCGAACGACAGCUCGGCGGAUUCUCUCGGCGCUGUCUCUCUCCACCUUCCCCGUGCUGUACUUCUUCAACUUCCUGUACUACACAGACGCCGGUUCCACUUUUUUUACCCUCUUCACGUACGUCAUGACGCUCCACGGCUGCCACAAAGCUUCGGCGCUGCUCGCCGCCUGCGCCGUCUUCUUCCGUCAGACUAACAUCGUGUGGGUUGCGUUCUGCGCCGGGACGCUAGUGGCCAACCAGAUGGACGACGCGUGGAGGGCGGCGCAUUCUAAAAAGACUGACGACAGGUCUGCCAAGCUACAGGUUCCGAUAUCGUUGAUUGGAUUCAAACGAGUUGCGUUCUUCACUCUUGAGUUUUUCACAUCUGCCGGACACCUGAAGUCGGUGUUAUCAGUCACGUGGCCGUAUGCCGCAGUCGCCGCCGGGUUUUUGGUUUUCAUAUGGCAGAACGGCGGAGUAGUCGUAGGCGACCGCGCCAACCACGAAGCUUGCCUCAAUUUCCCGCAGAUUUUCUACUUCUUCUGCUUCUCCUUCUUCUUCUCAUUACCCGUCUCUCUAUGUCACCACCGCGUUCGACGCUUCCUCCAAGCCAUGAAAAGGCAACCCGUCCUAUUCCUCCUCGCCACGAUCGUCUCCGUCCUCCUGGUGUGGAAGUUCACCGCCGUCCACAAGUACCUUCUAGCAGAUAACCGUCACUUCACCUUCUACGUUUGGAAGCGGUUCUUCCAGAGGCACGAAGUACUGCGUUUCCUCCUGAUUCCUAUCUACAUAUUCGCCGCCUGGCACUUUCAAGACUCUCUUAAGUCACGCUCGCUCUUCUGGACGUUAGCGUUCCUAGCUUGCGUCGCGGCCGCCACCGUCCCUCAGAAGCUCCUGGAGUUCCGUUACUUCAUCAUCCCGUACUUGAUGUACCGCUUGCACAUGCCGCUUCCGUCGACGCCCAGACUUGUACUGGAGUUCCUGCUGUACACGGCCGUCAACGCCGCCACGCUUUACAUCUUUGUCACCAAAACGUUCCGCUGGCCGGACAGCGCCGCCACGCAGAGGUUCAUGUGGUAAAUGACAACAAUGUAAUUUAUUUGAAUAUGACUAUGUCAACCAAAUGUUUUUUUGUGUACUGCGUAAAUGAAAACAUCCUUUCAUUUUUUCCAAUUGUUUGUCGAUGCAUUUCCUGCAUAUACUGUGUGUAAUCGCCAAUCCCAUGAACUCGCGGGAUUGGACGUCUAUCGCCGUCAAUGUCGGCCAAUGAGUAAAACACAUUUUUACAGUCAGUCUUCCUAUCAUUGUUGUGAUGAAUUAAAAAAAAAAAAAGGAAUAAAACACA